UAUCGACCAAACCAAAAGGAAAACAACAACAAGCCACGAUGAGCCGGCCAGCGUACAGCGUGGGCAACGCGUCUGCAGUGCAGCAUGUGCCUCGCAAGCACCUGAGCCUGGAGAAGGUCGUGUUCUCUGAGGGCAUCUUCAGCUUCUGCAUCGGUCAAGUCAAAGACAAGACGACCAUCCCCGUGUUGGCUCUUGUUGUGUCAGAGAAAGGCCAUGACGCUCACCGGCAACACUUGCUCAAGGAGGCUGCCUUGCUCAGCAAGCUCAACCACCCCAAUGUGAUGGCAGUGCAUGGCGUUGUUGUCUCCGAACCUCCUUACACGCUGCUCCUUGAGGAAGCCAACCAUGGAACCGUGCAAUCGUACUUCAUGACACACGCAGACCUGGACGUUGCUCUGCUUCGCAAGUUUGCCCGCGAAGUCUGCAGCGCCCUCAAUUACCUCGGCAGAGUCAACUGCGUCCACUGGGAUGUGGCGUCGCGCAACGUGUUUCUCACCUCCAAGCUCACCUGCAAGCUGGGCAGCUUUGGCCGCGAAAAGCGGAUGACGGACCGUGCGCCCAACGGAUACUACACGGCGCCAAGUGGGGUGGUGCUGCGGCGGUGGUCCCCACCAGAGGUCGGCCUGAACGAGGGCAGUGUCAGACGCAUUGCGCAGACGGAGGACAUAUGGGGGUAUGGCAUCUUCUUGUACGAGAUCUUCACCCAAUGUCGGAUUCCGUAUGGAGACGCGACGUGGACGGAGGAGCAGAUGUAUCUCGACACAAUGAUGGACGCGCAGGAGGGCUCGCUCCUGCCACAGCGCAUCGAGAAGCGGCUGUCGUCGGAGCAAGCGCUCAAGGAGCUCGACAACAUCUUCAGCGCGGUGGCAAGCACGGCAGCGGACGGCAUGAAGUCGAGUGCACGACAAAGCGACAUGGCAACACCGCCGCGAACACAACAACAACAGCAGCAGAUGGAUUCGUCGUCGCACAUGCGGACGUCUCCUGGUGGCAUUGAGGCCGCCAUCAGUGCACUGCAGUCUGUACUGGACGAGAACACAUCACCUGAGAAGCAGCAGCCACCGCCCGCCGCCGUUUCAACAGCCACGCCAACCUCAGCUGCAAGGGUGAGGCCAACAGCGACCACCUCCACCUCAACUGGGACGAGCAUGUCUCCCGCGCCCCAACGCAGUUUUGCCUCAGCGACGACAGCGGUCACACCGCGCACCGCGCCCUCGCCUGCGGGCGUGACAUCGCAACCGAAGCGAAAGUCAAAGAUUCCGCCACUCAAGACGCUUCGACACGCGCGCGCACCGUCACCGCCGCCAGCACCGUCGCCGCCACGCCAGCCGACACCACCACCACCACCACCGCCGCCACCACCAAGAGAGCCGACCCCACCACCACCACCACGUGAACCAACCCCACCACCGGUGGAGCCUGCUGUGGCGGUUGCUGACGCAUCUACGAGUCCCAUCACGACUGAGGACUUGGAGUCACUGCUGGAGCCGAAGAAGGUCACAGCCGAAAUUGGACUGCAGACAGACGAGGUUGAGGAGCCAAGGCCACAGACCGCAGACGUUGGAUUUCAGGUCGAGCUCGCACCGCCGGCGCCGCCGCCGCGUCCAGCCAUCACGGAGCAGACGGCGCAGCUCAUCAACGACAACGUCACGCUCAAGACCGAUCUACAAGCCAUGCGCCGUGCCCUCGCUGGCGCUCUCCGCUUGAAGGCAGACAUCUUGGAAGGGACAUACGAGCCGCCGCCACCCGAGGAGGGGGAUGAUGAUGACGAUGCUGGUGUUGGCGGUGGCGUGGGCGAUGGCAGCCCCACGUACGACGUUGCCAACCACGAGUACGAGGCCGUGCACAGCGGUGUCAUGCGGGCAUCGGACGAUUACGAAUAUGAGGAGCUGCAUGGCUUCAACACGCCAGCAGGCGGCGGGCGCCAUUUCAGACACAACGCCCACGCUGGUAGCAUCCGCGGCAAGAAGCGGGCUGUCAAGCCAAAGGUCAUUGAGCGGUUUACGAGUCUCUUCUCUGAUCCGAGAGAUGCUCAGGCGCUCGUGCACAAGGUACAGUGA
Molecule: messenger RNA, 2060 nt
Organism: Salpingoeca rosetta
Lineage: Eukaryota; Choanoflagellata; Craspedida; Salpingoecidae
Product: TK protein kinase
Exons: 12
Coding region: 39-2060 (673 amino acids)
Biological process (GO): cell differentiation; innate immune response; cell surface receptor protein tyrosine kinase signaling pathway
Cellular component (GO): extrinsic component of cytoplasmic side of plasma membrane
Molecular function (GO): signaling receptor binding; non-membrane spanning protein tyrosine kinase activity; ATP binding
Source: RefSeq, a predicted model, not a curated record